This is a messenger RNA of Mytilus californianus (California mussel), 1829 nucleotides long. RefSeq lists its product as uncharacterized. The transcript is spliced from 2 exons. Lineage: Eukaryota; Metazoa; Mollusca; Bivalvia; Mytilida; Mytilidae. The record is from RefSeq and is a predicted model, not a curated record. The coding region runs from base 322 to 1764 and encodes 480 amino acids.
GUCUUUGUGUUAGGGAUAACAACUGUUCCUUCACAUAUUUAGGUUUACGCAUGAUUAAUUAAUUUAAGAUAUUAUGUUGAUAAAUUGAAAUAGUUAUUUAUAAACAUCGAGCUUUAAAUAUUUUAAUCAAUACAAGAACGAUUACUCUAGAAGAAAAACUUUACAGAAUAUGAUGCAACUUGUAGAAAUGAUAUAAACUUUGACAGAAUGAUUAGUGUACAGGUUGUGCAAUAUUUGUGAACAGUAUGAUAUAUAUAUAAUGAGUUACAACUAGAUAUUGUAAAUAUUUUGUAGGAUCUUCUGUAGUUAUUCAGGUUCAACAUGGAAACUAGCACUGUGUGCACUGAGCACCUCAAGUUAUGCAAGUUUUAUUGCCCAAGACACACAGAUAUUCUAUGUUCGCAGUGUACAGUAAAAUACCUUCACCGAUCAUGUCAUUUGUCUGAUAUAGAUGAGCUCUUGUCGAAUUCUUACUACGGUCCACUUGUCAAACACGCGCAUGAAUCGGUCACUGAAAGCCUAGAGAUUAUCCAACAAAAAGUUCAUGACUUGAAGCAAAAUCACAAUACCGAAAGUGUCAAUUCGGUAACCAAUCAAGAUGCCGGAAAGGUCAAUUCGGAAGCUAAUGACAAUACUCACAAUACAGGAAGUGACAAUUCGGAAACCAGAUCUUUCAUGGUGGAAUGUAGUAAACAAUACGAUUCGGUCACAAUUUCAAUAAUCACAAGAAUGAACGAGUUAAAAGGCAGUGAUAUGACAAAAGAACAGUUCUGUUUUGUUGUAUCAACGUACCGAUUUCUUUUCACUUUAGGGAAUAUUUUACAAAAUGUAAAAAAGUAUUUUCAUACGAAUGAAUGUUGCAUAUCCUUUUUGAAAUCAUGUCAACAGCUGAUUACAACGUUCCAUCUGCAUAUACGAAUGAGAGAGAAAACAUGUUUGGUGAAUAUAAGCAGUUAUAGUAUAGUUCAACCGUUAAGCAAUAAUUCGGGUAGAUUGGUGAUCGAACUCAACAGGAAAAUUAUUUUACCAAAAGGAGAAAGAAAGUUUAUGAUAACUUCCUGUUGGUUCAUGCCAGAUAGUAAAAUGGUAUUUCUAGUAACAUUUGUUCAUACUCUUGAUAAGUCUUUAAUUAUUCACGAUGAAUACGGUUCGCCAAUCCAAUCUAUCCCCAUAUAUGGACGAUUAUGGGACGUAACCCCGGUUGGUAUUGACAAGAUGAUUGUUCGUUAUAUUGAUUGGAAUUGGUUUGAGGUGCUUGACUUUUCCCAGCCUAAUCGUGUCGAAUCAAGGAGGUUAAGACAGAUAUCCUUCAAAAACGAUUUAAAGUUUAGUUCAUCCGAUAAUUCUUUCGUGGAAGUUUAUCGUCCUUCUGGUGAAAUUAUUACGUCAUUUCCGGUAGGAAAGGAUAGAUUGUUCACUGAAAUAUGUUCAGACAAGUCAAACAUUUAUUAUAUCGACAAGAAGCGAAACAUCAUGAACUGCUUUAGAAAAGAUGAUACAUUUAAACGGAUGUGUAAAUUCGAUAACAAUGAAUGUAUUACUUCAGUCAUGGCAAUAGGCAGUGGAUGUGUUCUGUUAACCGGUAAGCACAAUCUAGCCGUCCUUAAUUUUGACCAAAGAAUUAGGCAUAAUGUCAAAGUGGACGGAGCAGAAAACUUCAAUGAUAUGUGGACAAGUUUUAAUCGUAAAAAUAACACGUUGUUAGUUUGUAGUAAUAGUGACGACUUUGCGUUAUUAUUUAACGUGAAAAGCGCAGAAAACUAACUGUGUAAUGCAAAUUGUGUUAUGAUAGAUAAAUUAAUGUAUUUAAAAAAAUCGAUGCAUUUUAA